UCUCGUGCAAUUCGUGGGCUUACCCGCCACGCAAUCACAUUCCGAGGUCAGACUUCCCCUCUUUUUCCUCUCUUUCAUUCUCUUCUGAAUUUUCAACUUCCAGAUUUUUUUAAUUUUUAAUAAAACCCUUGAUUCUCUCCCAAUUUUCCUCCUCAAUUUUCUCUCUCCUCCAUUGUUGAUCACAAAUCCACCUUCAUUUUCCGAUGAUUUUAGGGCUUAUACCAUCAUCCAAUUGAUGCAACCCUAGCUCAUAAUUCAGUAACAAUUUGGGGAAAAAUUGAUUGAAUUUUCUGUAAAAUGGAUCCUGAACAAACGUUUAUUAGGGUUCAGGAGAGGUUUUCGCAGAUGAUUACGCUUAGAAUUCGAACUGCUCUUGAGUACUUUUAUCUCUUCUCUGCUAUUACUUUGUUCGCUAUCCUUGUUGUUAUGCACGCUAAUUUUGUUCAGCAGCCGGGCUGUUCCAGUGAACUCUCUGGAGUGCAAACAACAGAAGCACAGCUUAUUUUCGUCAAGAUUACUGGAAUUGGCCUGCUAAUUCAAAAAGAUUCUGAACCGAAUUUUGAAGAUAUAUCUCCUGGAAGAAUUCUUAUUGAUGAACCUAGACCUAGAGAGCCAGAUGCCCAUGACGACGAGUUUAACUUGUUUGCCGUGAACUACUGGUUUGGUUGGAUUACUUCUGGUGCUAGGAGGGGAAAAUUGAACUUCAAGUUUUGGAAAAAUUAUUAUGAAUACUCUGAAACACAGCCAGAAACUAUCGUUGAUGGGAGGGGCUCAAAGUUAGCUGCCAAUGAUGGUAGAGUUGAAAGAGAGGAGCCAUCUGAGACCUUUUCCAUGUUUUCAAAACAAUCUGCAAGAGCAGUCAUCUUACACUUUUUCAGAAAGUGGCACAGACGUCUAACAUUUAUCUGGAAACAUGGGACACGUUUGUUGGGAACUCUUUGGAACGUUGCAGGUAUUCGCCUGAAUCUUGACAUUCCUAAGUGGCUGCGUAUUUUGCACUUGGAUAGGCUCAAUUUGUUUGCAGUUCUUGAGCAAUUAGCUGCCAAAGUUAGACUUCAAAAGGCGAAAAUGACGCAUGAAAUGUGGCUUGAGAGGAAAAUCAAAGCAUUUGAACCGUCAUAUCUCUAUACUAUGGAAAAGGGGUAUUUCUUGCUUCCUGAAGAAGCUAAAUCUCGUCAUAACAUUCGGACUGCUAACAUAAGCAUAUCUGCUCGGCAUCCCUGCUUUGGUAACAGGUGGCAACAACUUCUCAUAAAUAGAGUGGUGGGGUAUGACACUAUUCUGAUGAACAGUUUGCUAGAUGCUCCUGGACAAGGAUACCUAUAUAACUAUCAGACAAAGGAGUUUUAUAACCUCAGUUAUGCCCAUGAGCCGUCAAAAAGCUCUGCUACUUUUGGAGAUUAUCUGGUGACUAAGUGUGGGGUGCUUAUGAUGUCACUCUUUGUUUUCUUCACGACGACCAUGUCAGUUUCAUUUACAUUGAGAGAGACACAAACUCGCAUGCUCAAAUUUACAGUGCAGCUUCAACACCAUGCGCGUCAUCGACUUCCAACAUUCCAGCUGAUAUUUGUUCAUGUCAUUGAAUCGCUUGUCUUUGUGCCUAUCAUGAUAGGCAUCCUAUUUUUUCUGUUUGAAUUUUAUGAUGACCAAUUACUGGCUUUCAUGGUGUUGAUAUUGGUAUGGCUGUGCGAGCUUUUUACCCUUAUUAGUGUUCGUACGCCAAUAUCAAUGAAGUUCUUUCCACGCUUUUUCUUACUCUAUUUCUUGGUGUUCCACAUUUACUUCUUCUCGUAUGCAUAUGGUUUUUCGUACUUGGCCUUAUCUACUACUGCAGCAUUUAUGAUGCACCUUAUCCUGUAUUUCUGGAACAGAUUUGAGGUCCCUGCUUUACAACGGUUUUUGCAAAGUCGUCGUUCACACAUGCAGCAGCACCCAGAUUUCCACAUAACCUCCUCGACUAUACUUGCCUCUACACUGCACAUCACCCGGUUGAAUACAAGAAACCCUGGCCCAGCCAAUACGGAGGAUGCUUCAGGUCCUGGGGUCUCAGUGCUUAGGCCUGGUGGUAAUGUUCCAAUGCCACACCAUGCGCAGGCUGCAGUUCCCGGGCUUCAAGAACAAUUGGGAAAUGCAAUUCAGCAAAAUGAAAAUAUAGGGGAAGAACCUCUUCCAAUCCCUGAACAUGAACUUCGGCAACCAGAAGCUGGUCAAAACCCGGGAAAUAUGAAUUCCUUUAGCUCUUUGUUGCUAUGGAUUCUUGGAGGAGCACCUUCUGAAAGCCUCAACUCCUUUUUUUCCAUGUUUAGAGAUAUGAGGGAUCAAACCCAAUUUUAUACAGAUUCUUCUAGACCAGAAAGUGAUAAUGCCGAAAAUCCUCAAUAGUGGUGAAGCAGAAGCAGGUGAAGGUAAAAUUGGCAAUUGGUGAAUACUGUCAUAUUUUGAGCUAUAUCAAGAUAUCGAUCAUGUUUACAGAAGCAGAAAAGCUUCCACGGAUGUCGGUUUCAAAUGUAAAUGAGUAGAAAAUGAAAGGGAAUAGGCAAGAAGAAGCUAUGUUUCAUGUACGCUGAGAUCGUGGUAAAUUUGUCUUAGUGAGGAAAUUUUGCCAUGAGCAGAGGGGUUUUGUAAGAAAUAGUUCCUCUCUGGUCUCAGGAUCUUUCUGUAACUAUUGCUGUAAAAAGACGGUUUCUAUUGUGAUGCAAUAUUAUAAAUAUAAGUCAUUAUAGAUUAAUAUCAGAAUAUGGUCACUUGUUCCUUUCAAAAGAAAAA
Messenger RNA from Chenopodium quinoa (quinoa), 2766 nucleotides. RefSeq lists its product as uncharacterized. The coding region runs from base 298 to 2382 and encodes 694 amino acids. Gene Ontology annotation, cellular component: endoplasmic reticulum. Lineage: Eukaryota; Viridiplantae; Streptophyta; Magnoliopsida; Caryophyllales; Amaranthaceae. The transcript is spliced from 15 exons. Gene Ontology annotation, biological process: response to endoplasmic reticulum stress; positive regulation of ERAD pathway. The record is from RefSeq and is a predicted model, not a curated record.